AUGAUUAUCAUCAACAACCCCAACAAUCCAACUGGAAUCUCCAUCCCAACAAGGACCCUUCAGGAAAUUGCCAACAUGGCAAAAGAAAAGAACAUUAUCAUCUUUUCGGACGAAGUUUACCGCCCACUUUUUCACGGCGGAGCCUCGGGUCAAGUUGAGGUGCCCGUGCCAGCAACGUGCCUUGACUACGAAAGGACAAUCGUAACUGGUUCUAUGUCCAAGGGCUUUGCAUUAGCAGGCCUCCGCGUCGGAUGGAUCGCUAGCAGAGAUAAGAGCAUCAUGGAAGCAUUGACAUCGUCCCGCGACUAUACAACCAUUUGCGUCUCACAAUUAGACGACCAGGUUGCGAGUUACGCAUUGUCGCCUGCGGUGCAACCUUCUCUCGUGGAGCGCAACAUCAAGUUAGCACAAACAAAUGCAAGGAUCUUAAAGGACUUUGUGGAGCGGUAUAGUGCCGCUUGCUCUUGGGUUGAACCCAAGGCUGGCACGACGGCAUUUAUUCGCUUCAGCAAGAAUGGGACUCCAGUAGACGAUGUUGAGUUCUGUAAGGACGUCGUUGAGAAGAUAAAUGUAUACUUCUGCCCUGGAUCUCAUUGUUUUGGACGAGACAAGGAUUUUAGAGGAUAUGUUAGAGUGGGGUAUGUUGGCGAGACAGAUGUGCUUAUUCAUGGACUUGAGAAGCUAGGAGAUUAUAUUGAGAGGAAUUUGAUCUGA
This is a messenger RNA of Ilyonectria robusta, 714 nucleotides long. RefSeq names its product pyridoxal phosphate-dependent transferase. NCBI's taxonomy places the organism in Eukaryota, Fungi, Ascomycota, Sordariomycetes, Hypocreales, Nectriaceae. The transcript has a single exon. Gene Ontology annotation, biological process: biosynthetic process. Bases 1 to 714 code for a protein of 237 amino acids. The record is from RefSeq and is a predicted model, not a curated record. Gene Ontology annotation, molecular function: pyridoxal phosphate binding; catalytic activity.